Poeciliopsis prolifica (blackstripe livebearer) is the source of this 511-nucleotide messenger RNA. RefSeq names its product NADH:ubiquinone oxidoreductase subunit B3 (gene ndufb3). The coding region runs from base 161 to 439 and encodes 92 amino acids. Gene Ontology annotation, cellular component: mitochondrion. The transcript is spliced from 3 exons. The record is from RefSeq and is a predicted model, not a curated record. Lineage: Eukaryota; Metazoa; Chordata; Actinopteri; Cyprinodontiformes; Poeciliidae. Gene Ontology annotation, biological process: mitochondrial respiratory chain complex I assembly; electron transport chain.
AACGUUGGUCUUUUGUCCCCAACACUUCACCGUACUUCUGCCGUCAAGCGCCGCUGAUUGUCGCAGUCUUCACUUAAGCAGCAGAGGUCACAACAAACCUUUCAGAAAACACAAAGAGCAUCGGACACGACCAGGACUGAGAAACACCUUUUCUCUCAGCAUGGGAGGUGAUCACGGCCACAGCAAGAUGCCCUUGCCGGACUGGCGGCAGUGGAAGGUGGAAGGAACCCCGCUGGAGUUCACGCAGCAGCGACUGGCAGCCAGAGGCCUCAAAGACCCCUGGGCCCGCAACGAGGCGUGGAGGUAUUCAGGCGGAUUCGCACGUGCGGUCACUUUUUCAGAAGUUCUGUUCCGAGGAUUUAAAUGGGGCUUCGCUGCGUUCACCGUCGCUCUGGCAAUAGAGUACACCAUGUUUCCUCCAAAGAAAGGAGGACACUGAUUCUCCUCCAUUAUGUAAUUUGAUCCUACGAUAUUCUGCAUUUUCAGUUUAAUAAAGCUUCUUUUGAUCACC